GGAACGCCAACGGCCCGUGAUUGGACAGCCGAGUGCAUAAAGACUGCUUGUGUAAGCGCUUACUUCUUUCUCGCUGGUGUUAACAUUCAAGAAAGGAAUAGCGAUGAUACUGGGCUACUGGGAUAUACGAGGGCUGGCUCAGCCCAUUCGGCUUCUCCUGGAGUAUACAGAAACGAAGUAUGAGGACAAGUUGUAUUCUUGCGGAGAAGCCCCCAACUACGACAAAAGCUGCUGGUUAAAUGCAAAGGACAAACUUGGGCUGGAUUUCCCCAAUCUUCCGUAUCUGAUUGAUGGAGAUGUGAAGAUUACUCAGAGCAAUGCUAUUUUGCGAUACAUCGCUCGCAAACAUAACAUGUGUGGUGAAUCUGAAGAGGAAAGCAUCAGAGUAGAUCAGUUAGAGAACCAGCUAAUGGAUUUCCGCAAUGGUUUUGUGAUGCUGUGCUAUUAUCCAGAUUAUGAAAAAAAGAGGCCUGGAUAUUUAGAAAACUUACCAAUUGCAUUGAAGCUAUUUUCUAGCUACCUUGGAGAGAGGAAAUGGUUGGCUGGAGAAAAGAUCACAUUUGUUGACUUCAUCAUGUAUGAGCUUUUAGAUCAGCAUGUUAUGUUUGAACCAACUUGCCUAAAGGAUUUCAAAAACCUAAAGGAAUUUCUUAAUCGAUUUGAGGCACUGGAUAAGAUUGCUGCCUACAUGAAAUCCAAACAUUUUAUUAAGCAUCCAGUGAACAAUAAGAUGGCAUUCUGGGGUAAUCAGAAAUCUUAGUUCUCUGCUGUUUUCCAAAGGUGAACCCCAGUUAUUUGUGUUCUUGUCUAGUGAUGGCAGUUUGCAUUAUGCUCUUUUUUACUUUCAUGAUUGGAAUGGGGCCUUUUUUCUUAUAAAGAGCACUUAAAUCUAUACUUUGACAGUUUUUAUGGCAAAAUUGUCAUUUCUGUCUUUGUCAAUAUGAAUUGCAUUCAUUUAAUAAAAUGAAACAUUCUGGGUU
Molecule: messenger RNA, 980 nt
Organism: Polypterus senegalus (gray bichir)
Lineage: Eukaryota; Metazoa; Chordata; Cladistia; Polypteriformes; Polypteridae
Product: glutathione S-transferase Mu 3-like
Exons: 8
Coding region: 104-760 (218 amino acids)
Biological process (GO): glutathione metabolic process
Molecular function (GO): glutathione transferase activity
Source: RefSeq, a predicted model, not a curated record